This is a messenger RNA of Aspergillus sclerotioniger CBS 115572, 944 nucleotides long. RefSeq names its product Zn(II)2Cys6 transcription factor domain-containing protein. Gene Ontology annotation, molecular function: DNA-binding transcription factor activity, RNA polymerase II-specific; zinc ion binding. Gene Ontology annotation, biological process: regulation of DNA-templated transcription. NCBI's taxonomy places the organism in Eukaryota, Fungi, Ascomycota, Eurotiomycetes, Eurotiales, Aspergillaceae. The record is from RefSeq and is a predicted model, not a curated record. The transcript is spliced from 5 exons. Bases 58 to 834 code for a protein of 258 amino acids.
AUCAGAUUGAUCUGAACUCGAGCCCGCAAACUCACCCCCAAAGCACUGUAGCACACCAUGGGCACAGACAAAGACACCCUCAGCCCAAUCGCUUGCGAACCAUGUCGGCAGAGAAAGUGCAAGUGUGAUCGGACAUUGCCCUCAUGCAGCCAAUGUGCAGAACCAUCCAAAUGCAACUAUCCAGAGAGUGGCAAGAGAGGCCUACCGCUCGGCUACUUGACCCAACUCGAACAGCGACUGGCAGACACCGAAUUAGCUCUGUUUGAGGCACUGGCCACUCUCCGCUCACUUGGCCAUAAUGAUAAAGGCCUCGUCAAGGCAUCACUGAAGGCAGAGGUCGAAGCAAAACAGGGAAAACAUGCGCGGAUGAAGGAAUGGGGCCGACUGCCACUUCGGGAUCCGGCAGACAUCCGGGGUUGGUGGCAGGCGAAAGAGGACCAGUAUACCUGUGAACAGGGGUCCUUGAGGACCCAAGCAAAAGAAUUGGAUCCGGCGCUCGAGGACACUCAAUCAACUGAGUUGGGAGGAUCUGUUCUGGGAGCUCAAAGACAGCACAGGACCGACGCAGGAGCCAUCUCCGCAGAGGCAUCGGCCGACGGGCGCUCAAUGAUGUCCAGCAGUUCAGAGGACCGCACUGCCGGGAUACCCAGUAAUGAGGAUUUGAGACGACAGAUUCCGCAGCAUUCGCUGGGGAUUCAUCUCCAUAGAAGCUUAGGGGAGCAUGAUGGUGAAUCACGGCCGGGUAUUCCUCGCAGCCAGGAGGACGGCGCAGAACCGGCGAGCACGGAUAGAGCGAGUAUUCUUGCCAGCACACGGCCUUCCCUUUACUUCUAGGGUAGGUGCAAUAUUGGGAUUCCUUCCAAUCUCUGAUGAUUGCAUGGGGCUAGAGCACAAACGCAGACAUGAUUUUCGUUCCUUCUGAUAUAAGCCGGAGAUCUGUCAGU